CUAUAUUUAAAUCUCUUUAUUUUUUUUGUUGACAUUCCCUUUAAAUAAUUCCGAUUUCCACGUUUAUGAAUGGGUUAACUGGAUAUUCAGGGUUACUCACACAGAAUGAGACUGUAAAGACGACCGGAAAUAUGACGAUUCUAAGACUUAAUUUAGUUAAAAUAGUAUUUAAACGGCUUAAUUAAUGAUUUGUCAAAAAAAAGAAACAGGUUUACAUUUACAGAGAUUUCUAAAUUUCAAGGGAACAGACAGCGUACAUUCCGUACAGUCGUCUCUGAAGUCUCAUCUUUUGUGGGUAACCCUGUAUAGUUCCAACCUCCCAAUAUUCCAACCAGAUGUGAUGUUUAUUUUAUGAAGUAAAACAGCUGAGUCAGGAGUCUACUAUUCACUGCAGUCUAGGAUACAGAUACUAGACAGGGCAUGUAGUUAGAAUUCAUAUUCAGGGUUCACUCCGAGGAAUGAUAUAAGCUGGGAGGAUUGAUAAGGUUCAGCUCCGGGUGUAAGAUUCGACAGGAUGGGUAGAAAGGGAUCUCAAGGUGGGGGCGGAGGAGGUGGGAAGGAUUCAGUUCAGUUGCCCCCUGUGGAUCUGUACAGGAAGAGAAUUGGAAGACAGGAUUCAAGGAAGGAGAAGGUUCACCUCAAGGAGGUUAAACAGCUCCAGGAGGCCAAGGAAGGACGAGGUUUAGCCUUGAAGGAUUCGUUUCUGAUCCUUGUUGCAGUCGGAGCAGUGUUCUUGGCUGUAUACGCAGUUCUUUUCUUCUCAAUCAAUUAAUCCCUUAACAAUCACGUGAUCAAUUAAUGAUCACACGAUCAUUUGGAGAGCUCGUGGUCAAUUGUAGAUCAAUGGAUAUUAACGAUAAAGUGGUCGAUUAUCGAUCUCAUGAUCAAUUAACGAUUACAUGAUCAAUUAACGAUCACAUGAUCAAUUAAUGGUCACAUGAUCAAUAAACGAUCAUUUGCUCAAUUAAAGAUCAAGAAUGUAUUAACGAUCACGUGAAUUGACUAACUGCAGCUUUAUAAACAGAACUGUGAUAUUCGGCACAUCUAUUCUACACAUUUAUCUGUUAGGCUAACUUUUUCUGCUUUAAGAUUAGUUUCUUUUUAAUUAUUUAGAUCUUAGUUUUAAUAAUUUCAUAAUGUUACAAUCAAAGAUAACCAUGAAUAAAAUCAUAUGCAAAUUAUAUAGAUUGCUUCAGGCCCCAAUAUUCAGAUCUAAGUGUCAAUUUUAAUGUUUUUAUAAUGUGAUAACUACAAAUUACCAUAAAUUAACUCAAAAUAUAGUUUAGAAACUGUUUAAAUGAUUUUGAGCCCAACCGGACAAUAUAAGAAUACAAAAAGUUUUUUACUUUUUAAUUUACAGAACACAACUGCCUAGGGCAAUAAACACGAAGCUAACUACUACACAAGGAAGCAAUAAUAUGCCAUGUAUGAACUAAUUGCUCAUCUGAAUAAAUUUAUAUUAAAUUUUGUUUGAA
Eurytemora carolleeae is the source of this 1475-nucleotide messenger RNA. Its product is annotated as triple QxxK/R motif-containing protein. Lineage: Eukaryota; Metazoa; Arthropoda; Copepoda; Calanoida; Temoridae. The coding region runs from base 515 to 772 and encodes 85 amino acids. Gene Ontology annotation, cellular component: endoplasmic reticulum membrane. The transcript has 3 exons. The record is from RefSeq and is a predicted model, not a curated record.